Molecule: messenger RNA, 498 nt
Organism: Solanum verrucosum
Lineage: Eukaryota; Viridiplantae; Streptophyta; Magnoliopsida; Solanales; Solanaceae
Exons: 2
Coding region: 1-498 (165 amino acids)
Molecular function (GO): RNA-DNA hybrid ribonuclease activity; nucleic acid binding
Source: RefSeq, a predicted model, not a curated record
AUGAGGUCUUUUAAAUGCAACUUUGAUGGUGCAUCUAAAGGAAAUCCAGACCCAAGUUCUGGGCCUUUUUGUAUCAGGAAUAGAGAAGGGAAUUUAAUUUAUGCUGAAGUCAGGAGAUUAUUUGAUGGUAUUAAUCUAGUGGCAGAAGUGGUGGCACUAAGAUUGGGUCUGGAGUUCUGUGUACAACAUAAUCUUCUCCCUGUUAUACUUGAAAUUGACUCUCUUUCUCUGAAGAAUAUUUUGGAUGGAAUUUGGGAAAUCCCUUGGGUCAUAGUGAUGGAGAUCGAGAGGAUCAAUAUGCUUAUGAAGGACAAGGAAGUGAUAGUGGAAAAUAUACUCAGAGAAGGAAAUCAGUUGACUGACUUUUUCACUAACAACAUUCUCUGUUUUGCAGGUCCUGGAUUGGAGUUGGAUACUGAAUUUGAAGCUCUUGAUGUCUCUCCAGCUCAUCGACGUUUAUCUCAAUCGAGGACCAUGGUUGUUUCGACGGUGUUGUGA